CAAACAAAGUUUUACUUAUUUUCUUCUCAUUUGAUUUACGCAGUGAAUCGGUCCCAUUCCUUUGAAAGAGGAAGUUUACACUAUGUCUAUUUCUUCUGUGUGUAUGUAUAUUUACGCCUGCAGUUUACGUUCUGUAUAUUUCACACGCACAGUGUGAAUGAUCGGCAGUUUGGGAUUUUCAGAAACUCCAGGCUGGCUGUCACGAAAUGAAGGUUCGCAUGUGCUGCGCUGGACUGCGGAAUCUUCUCCAAGGGCUGACCUUCAGUGCCAAGUACUACUCAAAGCAUAACCCUCCUCAAAGAGUGUGUCCUUACAGUAAAAUUGGACCAAAAAACUGCCACAUCCUGGGCUGUUCAAAAAGUAUAUGUACCCACAGGUCCGCACCACCUGGAAGCAUUCUGCCAUGCAGAUUCUUUUCCUGCAAGGAAGGAACAAAAGUCCCUUCCAAAACGAAGCAAAAUACAUCCAUAGUAACUUCAGACCUUUUGCACAAGAACCUUCUGAAAUCAGAGCAAAAAAACUGGAAUAACAUUUCACCAACAUACAAAGCUAUGACAAAAAGAAUCAAAGAAAAACUGGAAGAAUUACACAACAUGUAUACACUCAAUUCAAGAAGCCCAAGGAUGAGGUUUGGAGAGAAUGUGUACUUCCAAGAGAAUGGCUGCAUAUUUCUUGCAAAGGCAGAUGAUGGUGAAGGAAAUGCUAAGAUUUUAUUCAGUGUUGAAGAUCUUGGCUUUUCUGAUGCCUUUAUUCAACGCAUCAGAAUUUCACCAGAUCAGAGAUACAUGGCCAUCAGCUUAAAAAGUGAAAAUUCUGAAGAGGCAACCUGCAUUGUUAUGAAACUUGGUAAUCUUCCUGUUGUGGAAAAAGUAAUUCCAAGUGCAUUUAGCUUUGAAUGGGCUGCAAAUGAUGUUCUGUAUUACACAACUCAGAAGAACCUUAAAUGCCAGAAUGUAUUCAUGACUACUUUCACUUACCAGAAACAUACUAAGUUAGUUUAUACAGAACAAGAUGCAAGAUUCUUUGUAGACCUUUAUUGCACAAAAGACAGGCGUUUUCUAACUAUCAACAGCAACAGCAAGACAACCUCAGAAGUUUGGCUGGUUGACUGCAGACAUCCCUUUGAGUCACCUGCUCUUGUACAAGCACGAACCACGGGGGUCAUUUACCACAUCGAGCACAGAAAGGACCAGUUGUACAUUCUUACUACAUAUGGAGAACCUGCAGAAUAUAAGUUGAUGAAGGCACCAAUAGGUUCCAGUGGCAAGGAGAACUGGCAGUUAGUUUACGCACUGGAAAAGAAAACCAAGCUAGUAGACUUUGAGAUGUUCAGUGAUGACUGUAUUAUGUUCCUGAAGAAUGCUGCUCAUCUUUACUUAAAUGUGAUUUCUUUUGUUUCAUACUCAGUUCAGUCAAUAAAGCUACCUACGUGGGCCUGUGAAUUUGAAUUGGAAUCUCAUCCUGAACAUACCACCAGCACCUGCUAUUUUCAGCUCUCCUCCCCAGUACACCCCCCUAAGUGUUUUGCAUAUUCAUUUAAAGAAAAUAAUCUCAUUGAACAAGCUGUGCAAGAGGUACCAAUUAUUACAAAUUGUCACACUACACGUUUACUAGCUAAAAGCAAGGAUGAAACUUUGGUGCCAAUUACAGUUUUUCAUAAUAAGAAUUCUAAAGAACUACACAGGAGACCACUUCUAGUUCAUGUAUAUGGAGCUUAUGGCAUAGAUUUGAACAUGAGCUUUAAAGAAGAGAAGCUGAUGUUAAUUGAAGAGGGUUGGAUAUUAGCAUAUUGCCAUGUUAGGGGUGGAGGAGAGCAGGGCCUUAGCUGGCACAGAGAUGGAUGUCAGCAGAAUAAACUCAAAGGUCUCCAUGACCUCAGGGCUUGCAUCAUUCUGCUGCACCAACUGGGAUUUUCUCAGCCCAAACGCACAGCACUGGCAGCUGCCAGUGCUGGGGGAGUUCUCGCAGGAGCCCUGUGCAACACUGAUCCAGCACUGAUCAGAGCCAUGGUUUUACAGGCUCCUUUCGUGGAUGUUCUAAAUACAAUGAUGAAAACUCAUCUCCCACUGACAAUUGAGGAACAAGAAGAAUGGGGAAAUCCAUUAGAAGAUGAAAAAUGUAUGAAGUAUAUCAAAAGCUAUUGCCCAUACCAGAACAUUAAGCCACAGUGCUAUCCAUCAGUUUUUAUCACGGCGUAUGAAAAUGAUGAACGGGUAGCGCUACCAGGAAUUUUACAGUAUGUUCAGAAACUCAGGAAGGCUGCACUAGAUCAUGCCAACAGAACAAGUAAGAAAGGAAAUUGGAUUCCUAAUAUCAUCCUAGAUGUCCAGGCAAAUGGCAGUCAUUGUGAUUCAUCCUGGGAGCACUCACUGAAUGAGGUUGCAAGACACCUUGCUUUUCUGAACAGAGAACUUGAGGAAGUGUGCCAUCCCCAACAUCACAGCAAAUCUGCAAAUAACUCCUAAACACACCGACCACCUGAAAAACUUUGGAUUUGUAUGGAAAGCAAACACCUUCUCCAGAGGAUCUCUCCUCUUGGAUCCCUGCUUUACAGGCACAAGCACACAAAGCUGGGUGUGGCAUUGCCUUACAAAAAUACAGACCAAGAACUGGAUUUCUGCCCUGCCAGGCUGUGCAGAAGCAGCUGCCAGCAGAAAAGAGUUUGUCCAGCAGCUCUGUUCACGUGAGCCAGCAGAGCAGUGCUAGCGAGCAGAGCUGGAGCACUUAGAGCUCACAGGGCAGCCACAGGCACUUGGCACAGGCAGCCUUCCUGUCCAAGGCAUCUCUUGCAAGGCCAUAUCUUACACAGCACAGCAGAACUCCUCUGAAGCAUCUGACAUUCAAGUCUCACUACUUCCAGAACAAAUUGCCAUAUGUAGGUGGUGAUUGCUGCCCUCUCUAUCUGCACAGCAGCCAUGGUGUACUGAUCAUGUGGUGGGAUUGACCAAACUGCAAGGAAAAGCACCCUCAUUAAUGGAGUUUUAGCAGAACUCUGAUCUGAAUACAUUAAAAAUCUUGCAGUUA
Taeniopygia guttata (zebra finch) is the source of this 3024-nucleotide messenger RNA. It is a transcript of the gene PREPL, whose product is annotated as prolyl endopeptidase like. The record is from RefSeq and is a predicted model, not a curated record. Gene Ontology annotation, molecular function: serine-type endopeptidase activity. Gene Ontology annotation, cellular component: Golgi apparatus; cytoskeleton. NCBI's taxonomy places the organism in Eukaryota, Metazoa, Chordata, Aves, Passeriformes, Estrildidae. Gene Ontology annotation, biological process: proteolysis.